This is a messenger RNA of Diaporthe batatas, 1335 nucleotides long. RefSeq lists its product as uncharacterized. NCBI's taxonomy places the organism in Eukaryota, Fungi, Ascomycota, Sordariomycetes, Diaporthales, Diaporthaceae. The record is from RefSeq and is a predicted model, not a curated record. Bases 92 to 1063 code for a protein of 323 amino acids. The transcript has 5 exons.
CUACGUUCCGGUGGAUAAAUGAUGCACAGGUGGCCAUGAGCUGAGUUUGAGUGAUUGCGAGAGUUCCAUUGCUUCUCGGCUGGGCGUCACGAUGGAUUCACACAUACCUCAAUUGCUGGAAGUCAUUCCAGACGCCCGCGAAAUCAGUGCCAUCAGCUUACACACGCAGUCGCCGUGGGCGAAGGCCUUCCGAGUCAAAGCAGUGCACUUUGACGGAACUGACGGGCUUUAUUUCAUGAAGGUUUCCGAGGGAGACCAUGGUCAUGAAGCACUUAAGGGCGAGUUCGAGGCGACGAAACAAAUAUUUACAAUCGCCCCCGAUUUCUGCCCGAACCCCAUCGCGAAAGGCACAUUCAAAACUGACCCUGGUUCCCAUUUUUACAUCUGCAAAUUCUAUGACCUAUCUGACGGGGUUCCUGAGCCAAAUUCCUUCUGUGAGAAACUGGCGAGAUUGCACUCGGCCCACAGCUCGCCUCAGGGAAAAUUUGGCUUUCAUGUGACAACGUACAAUGGCAAUUUGCCCCAGGAUAAUACUUGGCACGACAGCUGGGAAGAAUGCUUUACCAACGGAUUGAAACAUGUCUUCAAGGUCUACAAGGAGAGAGCUGGGCCAAAACCAGAGCUUGAAGCAAUGCUUCCGGAUUUCUUCCAAAAGGUCAUACCACGGCUUCUGAGACCACUGGAAUCCGAGGGUAGGAAAGUGCAGCCAUCUUUGGUUCACGGGGAUCUGUGGUGCGGCAACGCUGCGAUUAUUGAUGAGAACACCGAUGAAGGCAUUGCGUUUGACCCAGCCAGCUUUUGGGCUCACAAUGAGUAUGAGUUGGGAAACUGGCGCCCCGAACGGAAUAUGUUCUCACAGCGCUACUUUGAAGCGUACCAUACCCACAUCCCAAAAAGCGCGCCUGAAGAGGAUUACGAUGACAGGAAUGCGCUGUACAGUUUGCGCUUCAACGCGAAUGGUGCCACAAUCUUCCCUGACAGAACCGAAUGCUUCCAAAUGGUCCUGGACGACAUGCGGAGAUUGAUUGACAAGUACCCACACGGACUCGAGACGGAACAGUAGUGCGGCAGACAGUGACUUCCAGGGCCGGUGAUAGCGGCAUAUCCAGAGGACAUGAUCAACAGCUGUUGUUCAAUGUCUGAUCAUAGCCAUUUUUUAAGUUCUGUACCUUAAAAGAGAUGCCAAAAUCUCCAUGAGAGUCUUUUUUUUUUUUUUUUCUUAUCUCCCUUUUUCCAACUGUGUGUUUUUUUGGCUCCUGUAGACUCCAGACAGGUGUAGAACCCCUUUAGGAAUACCUGAAUUGGAAAUUGAUUUUGCCAUUUUGUUGGCCGAGA